Messenger RNA from Cooperia oncophora, 942 nucleotides. The record is from the annotation of a GenBank genome assembly. NCBI's taxonomy places the organism in Eukaryota, Metazoa, Nematoda, Chromadorea, Rhabditida, Trichostrongylidae.
AUGAUCGAUGAAGCGGCGCGGGCAAUUACACAGGAUAACAUCGAAUUGACCACAAACUUCAUAGUGAAGACGGCGUGUGAAAAGGCCGCUGCCGAGCUGGAAAAACGACUGGAUGCUGAGUCUGCGCGACGGAUUGCCGCUCGCCGUGAAGGAACGGAAUGGCACGACCCGACUAUGGAAAAGAUUCAAGCUGAACUCCCAGCACGAAUCGCCAUUCAAGUUGGUCCAACGCGAAAGGAACAUCUGGCCAUAUACGAGCAGUUCAGCGGACGAAUCUGUGGGUUCAAGCCAACAGUAAGUGAAGAUUCGUCGGCCACAGUUAUGGAGACAGUCAGCAGGGCAAUGACUCUCCCAGAAACAGCCAAGGAAGUCGAACAACUCACCCAGCAGCUUAACAGCAUCAUCAAGGAAGUGGACAUUACCAUGCAGGCGCAACCAAAUCCAUCAAAUAAGGCAUAUCAAGGCGUCGGCGCGAUUCGAGAUCUGCUAUCCCAGCUGGCAUCGAAUCCACGCGAUUCCAUGACGGUCGUUAACCUCAUCACUCGUUCCGUUGAAUAUCUUCUACAUGCCUACCAUGUCGAUAGCACAUCGAAAGGCUCAAAUGAUGCUUCGCGGAUUCCGGUGAUCAAAGAGGCUUUCCCGGCGACUUACGAGCAACUCUUCAAGAUGCAGCAGGUGCAAGCAAUUUUGCGACAACAGGCUGCCGCUGCAGGAGGUACAGCCGAGCCUAACCUGGACUCGCCACUUGGACCAGCUGCAAUGGAUUCGUUGGUGACGUCGGCUCCGGCUACCACUGGUGUACCGACCACGGUUCCACCAUCGGCAGAGGAGCCAGGAAUGUCAGAUAAGGUGAAUCGUUUGAGAUUUCAUUAUUACAUGUUUAGCCCUUUCAUUCUUGGCGAAUGUGGAGAUUCGAGGGGUCGGCGCCAAGGGACCACAUAA